UAUGACAAAUGUCAGAGCCAACCUGAUAGUUCUGAGCCCACCUGUAAACAAAUAAUUUCAGACCGGACACCACCUGCUCGAAAUGCUCUAAAGCCAUGAAUUCUGGAGAGGAUAGAGACUCCAUCACAUGUAAUCCAUGCUCAAGUGUUAACCGGCUAUGAGCCACGAGCUAUCAACCGCAUCCCUGAUCAAACUGAUCUCGUUCUUAUUGUGGAACUGGAUGUACUUCUUAACGGUAGAAUACGCGCCGAACAAGAAUCCAGAAUGGUGUUCAAGGGUGAUAACGUUGAUACACGCUAGCGUUGCCAUUGCUGGCGGCCUCACGCAAUGCAAGUGGCGAGAAUUGACGCCAUGGCAUUUAACUAGGAGGCUAUUGCCAUGCCAAUACAUGUUGAUGGUGUGGUCUUGGGGCUACUUUGCGUUCGACCUGCUGUGGUGCUUGAUUUACAAUGAAAGCUUCACGAUGCUUUGUCACCACACCGCCGCCCUCGUUGCCAUCACCAGAUACAUGCAAAAACAGCACACAGGAUGCACGUUCGCUUGUACGCUAGUACUUUUGGAGCUUACGAAUCCUUUUCUGCAGAUACGAUGGUUCCUCAAGCAUGAAGGCUACGGGAACUCGUACUUAUAUUUCGCAGUAGAAGUGACAUACCUCCUGCUGUUUCUCAUUCUACGAGGACUUCUGGGCACCUACUUGAUAUUCGAGAUCUUCAGAACGGACUACUUCGACUGGGAAGGCAGGAUCCUGUCGGUUAUAUUCUAUGUUGUGUCUAUGGCCUUUGUGUACGACAUAGCUGGGUAUAUCCGCUACAAAUAUAAGAAUGAAAUCGAUGAAUUCAGACAAUUCUACUAUGCAACACAAAUACCAAAUGACUGGGACAGAUCAAAUCAACUAACACAGGCUGAAAUUUUAGACACAUUAUAGUCAGUGAAAUAAUAUGGUUUAAUUAAAAAAAAAAACUAUCCGUAUGUAACAGUUGUAACAACAAUAUCUAUGAUGUUGUUUGUCAGUCAUAACCAGCAAAGUUUACAGAAAAGGAGUUUGGUACAAAAAUCGCUAUUAAACAAAUGAAAAUUUAAAUAUAGAAACAAAUA
This is a messenger RNA of Helicoverpa armigera (cotton bollworm), 1095 nucleotides long. RefSeq names its product TLC domain-containing protein 5. The coding region runs from base 158 to 925 and encodes 255 amino acids. The transcript has 4 exons. Gene Ontology annotation, cellular component: membrane. Lineage: Eukaryota; Metazoa; Arthropoda; Insecta; Lepidoptera; Noctuidae. The record is from RefSeq and is a predicted model, not a curated record.